AGGAAUUAUCCAAGAUGAGUGCUGAAGAAGAGUCCAAGGCUCUCAAGAAGUCGUAUUCCUUCGACAAUGUCAAGUUCUCGGCCGUCGAUCUUCACGAGGUCGAUAUGAAGGACAUUGGUGCCAUUCAGAAGGCAAUGACGGCUCUUGCUUCUGAGAUGCCUGCUGAAAUGGCUCGUUUCACUGCUGAUGACAUGGCAAAGACGGUCAAGGCAGCGGGACCGAGAUCAAUGACCCAAUCUGGAGCUCUUGAGAAGAUUAAGACCAUGAUCGAAGACAACAAGACCAAGGAGAAUGCCUUCAUCGUGAUCUCUUCUCUUGCUUCGGAGGCGGGUACUGUUGUUGAGCCCUUCAUGGUAUCGUUUCUUCCAGCUUGCUUAGAGGGAACUUCGCACAAAAAGAACGAAGUCAGGGCAGCGGCCGAAGAUGCAGCUAGCGACAUUGUAGACAUGGUUUGCAGCUGGGGAGUCAAGGCAAUGCUUCAAAUGUUGAUGGUAGGUGCCAAGGAGACCAAGUGGCAGACAAAAAUGAUCUCCCUGAGGCUUAUUGGCAAAUUGGCUGAGAAGCACCCUUACUCGUUUUCUCGUUGCUUGCAUGAGGCUAUCGCAGUGAUCAGUGAAGGUAUGUGGGAUACAAAGAAGGACGUGAAAGAAGCAGCUGCUUCUGCUAUGCAAGCAGCUUGCGACAGCGUCUCGAACCGUGACAUUAAGCCUUUCGUUCCAGCUUUGAUCAAUGCCAUCCAGAACCCGGAAGAGGUUCCCGAGACUGUUCACAAAUUGUCUGCCACUGUUUUUGUGCAAUCAGUCGAUUCGCCAGCACUUUCCAUCACGGUUCCUAUUCUCUUGAGAGGCAGCACUGAAAAGAAGACAGAAAUUAAGCGGAAAG
Guillardia theta CCMP2712 is the source of this 882-nucleotide messenger RNA. RefSeq lists its product as hypothetical. The annotation marks the transcript as partial. Gene Ontology annotation, biological process: regulation of translation; cellular response to amino acid starvation. Lineage: Eukaryota; Cryptophyceae; Pyrenomonadales; Geminigeraceae. Gene Ontology annotation, molecular function: protein kinase regulator activity. The record is from RefSeq and is a predicted model, not a curated record. Gene Ontology annotation, cellular component: cytosol. The transcript has a single exon.